AGUGGCGACACGUCACCCGGCGAGCUCGCACGGGGUAGAAGUUUGACAGGAGUCGAGCGGCGGCGGCUCUCCUUCAGCAUCCGCGAACGAGCUGGGCCCUUUCUGUCGCUCUAGCCGCGGUCCACCCCCCGCAAACGGCACCUGACGGGUUAUCUUCCUUUCGGCUCAAUCCUGUGAGGGGCUACGUCGCCAACGGAGGAACUAUGUCUCGCAAACCCGAGGAUAUCAACAGGCUCACGGAGAACACCUAUAAGACUGUAAUGGAACAGUUUAAUCCAGGAUUACGGAAUCUUGUAAAUCUGGGCAAAAAUUAUGAAAAAGCUGUUAGUGCUAUGACAGCUGCAAGCAAGUCUUACUUUGAUGCUAUUUCGAAGUUGGGAGAGCUGAGUUCCCAAUCACCGGUCUCCAGAGAAUUGGGACAAGUCCUUAUGGAGAUUUCAGAAGUUCACAAGAGACUCAACUUUGAAAUGGAAGAUAAUUUUAGGAAAUUUCACAAAGACAUAAUAUUUGAAUUGGAGAAAAAAAUUGAUCAAGAUGUGAAAUACAUGAAUGCAACUCUUAAAAAGUACCAAACAGAACACAGAACUAAAUUAGAUUCUCUGGAAAAGACUCAAGCAGAACUCAAGAAACUUAGAAGGAAAAGUCAAGGAACAAAAAAUGCAUACAAAUACGAAAAUAAAGAAAUGGAGGUUCUGGCAACUAUCAAUACAAGAGAAAGCGAGAUUCAAAAGUUUAUCACUGAUGGCUGCAAAGAGGCUUUACUUGAAGAAAAAAGACGGUUCUGCUUCCUGGCGGACAAGCACUGCAGUUUUUCCCAAGAUCUAAGCAAUUAUCAUGAUAAGGCCAAUGGACUCCUUCGUGCCAAAAUAAUUCAUUGGCAGGACAAGUGCUUGGAAGCCACAAAGGUGCCAGACUUUUUGAAUGAAGAUGAAAGUAGCUUCCCACCAUAUCUGUCCAAAACUCCUCAACCUUCUCCAAUCAUAGGAAGAUACUCUAUGCAUGAUGCUGGAUUACAGAAUAACUCAAAAAUACCACCUGCUCCUCCUGUAAGAUUUCAGAAGAGUCCUCUGCUGGAUAUGUUCAACAAUCCAAAUUCACAACGCAUGGCCCCUAUUGAGAGAAAUACUGAAAUGACAGAGGAUGUCAGUCUAUCAAGAUCGAUUUCUGUUGCAACUGGACUGAAUAUGGUUCAGAGGCCAAAGGUGAAAAGCAUUUUCCCCCACACUGCAGGAAAUAACAAGAAUAUGUUGAGCUUUGCAGAAGGAGAUAUACUGACACUUCUGAUACCAGAAGAAAAGGAUGGCUGGCUGUAUGGAGAACAUGACAUGACUAAAUUGAGAGGUUGGUUUCCAACUUCCUAUACCAGACCUAUAGAACAAGGUCCCGACACAUCAUCUGCAGUCAGCACAGCUCCUGCACGGAGUAUGAGCAUCCUGAAUUUAGCAGAGAGGUCAAACGUUGCCCUACCUCCUCCAGAUUAUGAAUCGAUGCCAGUUAGACAUCACAACAAGGAAACAACAUUCCAUUCUUACAGCAGUGCCCCAACCAGAGGAAUUCUACCUCAGCCAGACAAUACAAACUCAAAUCAAUCUGGAGAAAGGAAAAUGCUCAGAGUUCAGAGGUGAAUGGCACUAUGAAACCACCUUUCCUCAGUGGUGGAAAUCCUUUCGCUACAGUCAAACUCCGACCAACAGUCACAAAUGACCGAUCGGCACCUCUUAUCUAGUGCGUGCGGGUAACAAAUGCAACUCCUGUACCAGAUGUGAAAUGGCAACCAACAGACGCUAUUCUGAAUUGACGUUAUAUAUACAAUCAUGCCUUCCACACAAACUGCUGUCUCUACAGUUAUCCUUGUAAUAUCAGUUAUUUAUGCUAUUCAAAUUAAUUGUAAAGCCAUUCUUAUCUUAGAUCAUGGAGGAACGGAUGCUAUUACUCGUGAAAGAUUUCAGCAUUUACAGGGCUCUUGUUACUAGACAUUUACUUGGGAAAGAAGUUGUUUUUAUUAGGAUUUAAUCACUGCUUAAACGUGCUGUUGCCUUUCAAAAUCCCACACUUCAUGUUACCAGCUUGUUUAAUCAAGCAUUUAUUCCAUAUAAUGUUUAAUAGUUAGUGAAAAAUGUAAAAAAAAAUCUUGUAAAUGUAUUACUCAGUGUUUUUGUUGAGGAAUAAGACUCUGUGUGUGAGCUUUGAGUGCUCACACAGUAUCAGACGCAGGCUCAUUGUUUUUGAAAUCGAUGAUCGGCUAGAGCAUGUGUUUUUGGCAUCAGUAAUGGAAGCCAUUUCAACAGGCUGUAUCUAUUCAUUUUGUUUCUCUCAGGGAUGUAUGUGUUUUUUUAAUCUUUCCCAUUCUCUAUUUCUUUCUUUUUUUUUUGAACCUUUCUCUCCUAUUUACCGUCUUCCCAGCCUUUUUAUUAUUUAUACCUAAUUGGGAGCUGUUUAUGAAUGAUGGGUACAAAAUGACAUGAUAGAUAGAAUACAAAAGAUAUGAUUGCUCCUUUUGUCUUUGAUAUAAUUUUGCAUUUUAAUUUGUGUACAUGCGGAACAUUUUACGGAUGAGCCUGAGGGGGAAGGCAUUAAUAUGUUGUAGAUCGUGGCAAUUCUGACCCGAGGCUGACAUUUUGCACGUCAAACCCAGUCAAAAUUGAUAGUGACCUAUGCCAACUGUGAAGAGUUUCAGUCUCUUUCGGUUAUGGAUACUGAUGGACUGGUGCGCUUUCCCAAUGUUUUCUACUUGCAUUUGAGUGGCACCUUGUAUCCAUCGCCGCUGUAAGUAGAUGCACAGCCCCACACUUCCGAAACCGAAAAUGUAGCAGCAGAGCCACUUGAAGUGCAUUUUAAAUGUAUCAGCCAAAGAUUAGUUGAUUUAAAGUUCAGCAUAUUUAAUAGGUUAGUGCUAUCCAUUUAUUUCUGGAGUUGUGCCAUAGAGAUGAUCCUCUUUUUAAAGUGAUCUAUGUGCACACAUGUGCUUUGUGUUUACCUCAUGGUUUGAGGGGCGUUCACAAUAGUAGUCAAGACUCUAUGUAGCAAAUGGUAAAAUCCCAAUAAGUAAUCUGAAGAUGGUAGUGUUUCUUUACCUCUGGCUGCACUUCAAUCCUCAUAUUCCUAUUGGUUCACAUCUUCAGGCAUGUAUUCUCCAGAUUUAUGGGAGUUUUCCCUUCUGCAUGGAGUUGAAGCAUUAGUCAUUUUUUUAAUCACUUUGUCACCUGUGUCACUUUGACUUCUGGGAGUGUUUUGCUUUGUAACUCUGAGACUAGUGGCAAUGCUUAAGAAAUGAACACCAAAUAUGGAAAAGAUCAGAACAAAAUUAACAGUUGUGCAUUAGGACCCCACCACAACUCCUAUGCCCAGUGGAGCAAUUGGAAUAGAUUAUGGUUGUUCAGAGUAUUUUUGAAAGAUGUAAAAAUGAGACCUCGUUAUGUAAAUUAAAAAAUCUUUGCAUACAAUAGUGCAUUUUCCAAAGUGAACAAGGUGCAAAAGGCCCUUUCAAUCGAGAAUAAAUCCUCCAUUCAUUUAUCCUAUUCUUAAGGACUCUUAACAUUUUGACUUUUAAAAAAAAAAUCCUUUUUCAAAUGUGGCAACAGCCUGCAUUUCCUCAUUUUGAACUUUAGAGCUGUACAUCUUGCUGUGGAGUUUAGUACUGUUGUUUCAGUACUUCUGAUUUUCCAUAAGGCAAGCAUUGCAUUAAGUUGUUCAAUCUGCUCUUGUUGAAAGGGAGCUUUAUGGCUGCCAUUAUCUUCCCCUUUCUCUAUAUAUGCACACACCCCUCAACCCCACCUUCCCUCCCUCCCUCCACCCUCUCUCAACCCCGCUUCCUCUAGGCCCCAGAGAUGGUGUGCAUCAAAUUCAGCCUAGGAAAACGCAAACAAAAGAACUGCAGACACUCAAACUAGGAAAUAAAUUUUAUAAAUUCUGGAAAGCAGCGGCAGGCCAUGAAUAGAAUCCAUGCCAAGAACAAUGGACAGGAAUGGGUAACGUUUUAGAUCAGAGACCAGGCUCAGCAAGUCCUCACCUGAAACAUUAACCUUCUCCACACAUCCUACUUGGCCUGCUGAAUGUUCUCAACAUUUUCUGCUUUUUAUUUCUAAUCUGCACAUUUGCCUCCGACCUGCAUUCAAUUGACAUAUUAACUUGAUCAGUUUCUCUUUCUUUGGUUACUCAACUGCAAUGAAACGUCAAGCGUAACUACCCUUGGCUCCAUAUACCUAUCUCUACUUGAAGUGCUUUACCCAAAGAUUCAAUUCAGAUGCAGGGAAGGGACCAGGACCUAUUGCAAGUUUAACAUUUAGAUGGUAGAUUAUAGUUGCUGCACUGCAGUGAUUUUUCUCUGUACUCUCAUUACUUUUCAUUCCUUUUACCACUUUCUGCUGUGUCAGUAAUUCCCUGCAUUUGUCAAUGAUAACAUGUAGUUAAUCUGUCAUAUGCAUCUCUGAAUUAGUCUGUCAAGGGCAAUAUUAGGUUAAUCCUGGCUCAGGGCUCUGUCCUGCCUUGAAACAGCAAUAAGUGGAAAACUAACACUACCAUCUUCAGAGUAGAAGUGACAGAGACUAAGAACCAAAGUGUUUGUUACAUAUGUAAUGCAAUGAGAUAAAUCGAGUUCUAAAUGUUUAACUUUACGUUACUGAAGAAUCUGUAUUGGAAUUAAAUUAUAUCCCUAUACUGGGGAGUUUAUGUAGGAAAGUUUGUCCAUGAUGAGAUUAGCAAUAAGAAUUCAAAUAUCUAUCUCCAGUGAAAAUGCAAUAAAAAUGUGUACCAUGCAUUGUCUAGAGACGUUUACUGUAUUAUAGUAUAUUUUGCAGUGAGGAUCUCAAUUAAGCAAGAUGAUUUAAUGUUGAAUAAAUGUGUGUGAUGCCUCUAUCUAUUAUCAACAUCCUUGCCAGGUCCAAGCCACUGACCUGGCUGAAAAGACUCCCUCUUGUACAAUGUUUGGGGAAACCAGAUUUGUAAGUGUACUCUGGGUAUUUCACAGUACAUAUUAGUUUUCUGUAUGUUGUUUUUCUGACAUUACAGUGACAGCACAGCUGCGUUAUAACUUCAACUAGUUAUAGGUUUAUUAAAUUCUAAUUUUGUUCACCUGAAUUCUGGUUCAGCUGUGAAAAAUGCAAAUGUUGUGAGAAGUCUAUGCAACCAUUUGCAACAACUGCAAUAAGUUACUGAUGCAUGUUCCUAACUUUGUUUUCAAGCAGCCUCUGUCAAGACUAAAAUCUUCUUAGCUAUUGAGUUCAGCCAACAGCUUUAAUAUUCACCACACCAUAAGUUAAUAAUACAUGUAAGACUUUUGAGUUUCCUUUAAAUAUUGAGGUUUUGGCGAGGGUGCAGAAGAAGUUUACCAGGGUAGUGUCUACAUUAGAGGGCAUAUGCUAAAAUGAGAGCUUGGACAAACUGGAGUUGUUUUCCCUAGAGUGGUGAAGGCUGAUAGAGCUUCAUAAGAUUGAGAGGCAUAGAUAGGGUAGACAGACUCCAUAAUUGAAAUGUAUAAUACCAGAAGGCAUGCAUUUAAGUUGAGAGGGUGUAAUUUCAAAGGAGAUGUGAAGGUCAAGUUUUUUUUUACACAAUGGUAGGUGCCUAGAAUGCACUGCCUGGUGUGGUGAUGAAGCAGUACAGGCACAUUACUGUGCAGAAAAGGGAAGGAGAUGAACAUUGUGUAGGCAAAGGGUAUUACUUAGGUUGGCCAUUUGAUUACUAAUUUAAGUUGACCAGUACAAAGGGCCUGUUCCUGUGCUGCACAGUUCUAUGUUCAGUCACUGGACCAUUAAUUUCACAAAUGUCGGGGAUUUACAGGCACAGCUUUCAAUCAUAUCUGUAGGCCUGCUAUGUACAGAUUAGAUCAUAAAACACUGGAGUAGAACUCAGCUACUUGGCCCAUUGUGUGCACUCUGCAAUUAGUUGCAUAUUUGUCCAGAAAAAUACAAUAAUUAUUCAGCCAGUAAUGAAGUUGCCAAAUGAAUGACUGCCCUCAUUUUUGUUAAUGAAUGUAUGGCUGAGAUGGAAUUAAUUGGCUGGGUUUGUUCUUUUUAAGAAAAGUUUUAAAAGGAAUUUAAGGGGAUUUUUUAAUUAUUUAACAGAGAAUGAUAAAUUUAACGCCGCCAGAAGAGGUGGUGGAAUCAGAUGCAAUCAUUUUGUUAAAUACACAUUUUGACAGAUAUGUAAAUGGACAAGUUAUAGGACGAUACAGCGUUAGUAGGAGCAAAUCAGAAUCAAGUUUAAUAUCACUGGCAUAUGUCCUGAAAUUUAUUGUUUUGCAGCAGUAUAUUGCAACACAUAAUAAUAAACAAAAACUAGAAAUUAUAAUUAGAAAACAGAUUUAAACUAAAUAAGUAGUGCAAAAAGAGAGUGAGGUAGAGUACAUGGAUUCAUUGUGUCCAUUCACAAUGGCAUUAGUGUAGGGGGCAGAAAGGUCAACAUAGAUGUGCUGGGCUCAAGGACCUACUACUUUAUUGUACAACUCUGACUCCAUGACAAUACAGUACACAUUUUCUCUUUGACUAGUCACUGGGUAUGCAGGGAUCAUGGUAAAGCCUGCAAGUGAAAUACAGUUUGAGGCAGGAGGUGGCACGGUAGCGUAGUGGUUAGCACAACACUUUACUGUAUCUGUGACCCGGGUUCAAUUCCCACUGCUGUAAGGAGUUUAUACGUUCUUGCUGUAAUCCCAUAGAUUUCUCCGGGUGCCUUGGUUUCCUCCCUCAGUCUAAAGAUGCACCAUUUGGUAGGUUAAUUGGUCAUUGUAAGUUGUCCAUUUAUUUAAGCUAGGGUUAAAUAGAGAGUACUGUGCAGUGUGGCUGAAAGGGCCUAUAAUGUGCUGCUUCUAAAUGAAUAAAUGAAUCUAUUUUAUCUAUUCAACAAGUUAUGCACCUCUGAAUUGUGCUUACCAAAGACGGUUCAGGCCAAGUUUUGGAUUUCAGCCUUUUGGCCUGGUGUUGGAAGCUUUUUUUUUCUACAAACAUACCAACCUUUAUUCAAUCAAGAAAUACAAACAAGAAGAGGGCUUAAGACCAUAAGGCAGAAGCAGAAUUAAGGCCAUUUGGCCCAUUGAGUCUGCCCCACCAUUCAAUCAUUGCUGAUCCUGAGCCCCAUUCCCCACCCUUCUUCCAUAACCUUUGAGGCUGUGUCCACUCGACAAUCUAUCAAGCUCUGCCUUUAAUACACCCAAUGACCUGGCCUCCACAGCUGCCUGUGGUAACAAAAUACACAAAUUCACCACCCUCUAGCUAAAGAAAUUUAUCUGCAUCUGUUUUAAAUGGAUGCCUGUCUAUCCUAAAGCUGUGACCUCUUGUCCUGGACUCCCUCACCAUGGGAAACAUACUUUCCACUUCUAUUUUGUCUGGGCCUUUCAAUAUUUGAAAGGUUUCAAUGACAUCUCCCCACACCAUCCUUCCAAAUUCCAUUGAGUACAGUCCCAGAAGCCAUCAAAUGUUCCUUGUAUGAUGAACUGUUCACUCCCGGAAACAUCCUUGUGAACUGCCUAUGGACCCUUUCCAAUGCCAGCACAUCUUUUCUUAGAUGAGGAGGCCAAAACUGUUCACAAUACUCAAAGUGGGGCCUCACCAGUGUCUUAUAAAGCCUUAGCAUCACAUCCCUACUCUUGUAUUCUAGACCUCUUAAAAUGGACACUAAUGUUGCAUUUGCUUUCCUCACCAGCAAUUCUACCUGUAAAGUAACCUUUAAGGUGUUCUGCACAAGGUCUCCCAAGUCCUUUUGCAUCUCAGAUUUUUGGGUUUUCUCCCCAAUUUAGAAAAUAGUCUGCACACUUAUUUCUUCUACCAAAGUGCAUAACCAUUCAUUUUCCAACAUUGUAUUUCAUUUGCCAUUUUCUUGCCCAUUUUCUUAAUCUGUCUAAGUCUUUCUGCAGUCUUGGUUCUUAAAACACUACCUGUCUCUCCACCAUAUCAUUUGUAAACCUGGCAAUAAAACCAUCUAUUCCAUCAUCUAAAUCAUUGAUAUACAGCAUAAAAAGAAGCAGUCUCAACACUGACCCCUAUUGAAAGCCACUAGUCACUGGCAGCCAACCAGAAAAGGAUCCUUUUAUUCCCACCAAUCAGCCAAUGUUCUAACUAUGCCAGUAACUUCCCUGUAAUACCAUGGGUUCUUAACUUGAUAAGCAGCCUCGUGGCACCUUGUCAAAGGCUUUCUGAAGUCAAAAUAUACAAUAUCUAUUGCAUCCCCUUUAUCUAUCCUAUGUGUAAUCUCAAAGAAUUCCAACAAGUUUGUCAGGCAAGAUUUUCCCUUAAGGAAACAAUGCUGACUUUGUCCUUUCUCCUCCUGUGUCAUCAAGUACUCCAUAACCUCAUCCUUAACAAUUGACACUAACAUCUUCCCAAACACUGAGGUCAGGCUAACUAAUAAUUUCCUAUAUGCUGCCUCCCUCCUCUCUUAGAGUGGAGUGACAUUUGCAAUUUUCUAGUCCUCCGGAACCAUGCCAGAGUCCAAUAAUUUUUGAAAGAUCAUUACUAAUGCCUCCAAAAUCUCACAACCUUUCAGAACCCUAGUGUGCAGUUUAUCUGGUCCAGGUGACUUGAGUACCUCUAGAUCUUUUCAACUUUUUGAGCACCUUCUCCCUUGUAAUAGUAACUGCACUCACUUCUCUUCCCUCACACCCUAAAACAUCUGGCACAGUGAAGACUGAUACAAAAUACUCACUUAGUUCAUCUGCCAUCUCCUUGUCGCCCGGCCUCAUUUUCUAGCAUUUCUACACCCACUCUCAUAUCUCUUUUAUUUUUCACAUACUUGAAAAAAUUUUUACUAUCCACUUUGAUAUUGUUUGAUACCUUGCUUCCAUAUUUUAUCUUUUCAUUCCUAAUAAAUUUUAGUUGUUCUCUGUAGGUUUUUUAAAGUUUCCCAAUCCUGUAUCUUCCUGCUAAUUUUUGCUUGUUUGUAUGCCCUUCUGCUUUUACACUAGCUUUGACUUGCCUUGUCAGCCAUGUUUGUACUAUUUUGCCAUUUGAGUAUUUUUUUGUUUUUGGAAUACAUCUAUCCUGCACCUUCCUCAUUUUUCCCAGAAACUCAAACCAUUGCUGCUCUGCUGUCAUCCCUGCCAGCAUCUCCUUCCAAUUUACUUUGGCCGACUCCUCUCGUAUCACUGUAUUCCUUUACUUCACUGCUACGUCAGACUUUACUUUCUCCCUAUCAAAUUUAAGAAAACUCAAUAAUAUCGUGAUCACUGCCUCCUAGGGGUUUUUUUUACCUUAGCUCCCUAAUCGCCUCUGGUUCAUUACAUAACACCCAAUCCAGUAUAGCUUCCUGAGAUCCAUUUCCAACCUGAUUUUCCCAAUUCACCUUGCAUGUUGAAAUCUCCUAUGGCUGUCAAAAUGUUGCCCUUUUGAUAUGCCUUUUCUGUUUCCCAUCGUAAUCUCUGGUCUACAUCCCAGUUAUUGUUGGGAGGCCUAUAUAUAACUGCCAUAAGGUCCUUUUACAGUUGGAAGUUUCUGAACUCAGCUCACGAGGAUUCAACAUCUUCCAAUUCUUUGGCAUCAAAUCAUUAGAAAGAUAUGACAUUCUUUACCAGCAGAGCCAUCCCAUCUCCUCUGCCUACCUUCCUUUCCUUCUGAUACAUGUGUAAGCUCCCAACUUCAACCAUCCUUCAGCUGUAAUUAAGUAAUGGCCACAUCAUACCUGACAAUCUGUGAAAGUGCAACAAGAUCAUCCAUCUUAUUUCUUACACUCUGUGCAUUGAGAUUCUAACAGUUUGAGUGCUGUAUUUGCUAUCCUUUUAGAUUUUGCAUCCCUUAUGCACUGACACUCAUCUGACUGGCUGCAAUUUUCUGCCUGCCCUUCCUGAUAGACUGCAUGCUAUGUUUGGUUUUUUACCAUCUAUCCUAUAAUGAGUCCCUUUGCCCCAGUUCCCACCCCCCUGCCAAAUUAGUUUAUCCCUCUCCAAAAGUUCUAACAAACCUGUCCGUGAAAAUAUUGGUCCCCCUCCAGUUCAUGUGCAAUCCAUCAAUUUUGUACAGGUUAUGCCUCCCCCAGAAGAAAUCCCAAUGAUCCAAGAACCUGAAGCCCUGCCCCCCCCCCACCCCCUGCACCAGCUUCUCAGCCACACAUUUAUCUACCAAAUCAUCCUGUCACCACCCUCACUGGCAUGUUGCACAGGUAGCAAUCCAGAUAUUACUACCCUGGAAAUCCUGCUUCUCAGCUUUUUACCUAGAUCCCUAAACUCUCUUCAGGACCUUUUUGCUUUUCCUUCCUCUGUCAUUGGUACCAAUAUGUACCAAGACAUCUGGUUGCUCUUCCUCCCCUUCUAAAAUGCUGUGAAUGUGAUAUUUAACCCUGUUGGCGAUUUCAAAUUAAUAUACAAUCACUUUCAUCUACAAAACACUCAGUUCCCUUGGGAGGGUAGACUGUUUGUAAAUCCCCCACUGUACCCAUAGUGAUUGCAUGUUCCCUUUCCAAGGACACCUGGGCAUGAAUGUAACUCUGGAUGAGGAACAGGCACUGGUGUUAGAAACCAAAGCAGUCUACCAUCAGUUGGAGCUAACACAGAGUUUAAUAUUGUAAACCACUAUCUUGACUUUGGGCUGGCUUCAGGCAGAGCAGAACUAUCCAUCCUUUAAAAACUGGCUAUUGCAGUAACUACUGUUCAUGUGGUACAAUUUGUGCCAAACAUCUGCCAUCAGUACAAACCAGAUAUGGUCUUGGACUUGAAUUUAUGAAAAAACAUUUGACACCGGAGAAUUAAAACUAAUCCUUACAAAAACACAAAA
Hypanus sabinus (Atlantic stingray) is the source of this 10694-nucleotide messenger RNA. RefSeq names its product brain-specific angiogenesis inhibitor 1-associated protein 2-like protein 1. NCBI's taxonomy places the organism in Eukaryota, Metazoa, Chordata, Chondrichthyes, Myliobatiformes, Dasyatidae. Gene Ontology annotation, biological process: positive regulation of actin filament polymerization; actin crosslink formation; plasma membrane organization. Gene Ontology annotation, molecular function: protein binding. Bases 204 to 1625 code for a protein of 473 amino acids. Gene Ontology annotation, cellular component: nucleoplasm; cytosol. The transcript has 15 exons. The record is from RefSeq and is a predicted model, not a curated record.